Labrus mixtus (cuckoo wrasse) is the source of this 5397-nucleotide messenger RNA. It is a transcript of the gene stk35, whose product is annotated as serine/threonine kinase 35. Gene Ontology annotation, molecular function: protein serine/threonine kinase activity; ATP binding. Gene Ontology annotation, cellular component: autophagosome; cytoplasm. The coding region runs from base 208 to 1524 and encodes 438 amino acids. Gene Ontology annotation, biological process: autophagy; protein autophosphorylation; peptidyl-serine phosphorylation. NCBI's taxonomy places the organism in Eukaryota, Metazoa, Chordata, Actinopteri, Labriformes, Labridae. The transcript has 3 exons. The record is from RefSeq and is a predicted model, not a curated record.
UUUUGUUAUGAAGGUGAACUAGUUCCUGCAGCGGUGGUGCAGCCUGUAGCUCUUCUUCUUCUGCACCUUUUUAAACUAAAAAAAAAACCGUUCAAUCUGCGGACAGACUGGCGUUAAAGCUUCACGACCUUUACGCAGGAAGACGGCAGGACGUCAACAUAAAGCAGUUUGAGUUUAAGUAAUGAAAGAGAAACACGACCUGCCUUCAUGCUUACUUUCAACAAAGAAGAAGUUAUGGAUAUUCGCGACGGGAAGAAGAGGAGAAAGGUAAGCGGCGACAGCGGCGGUGGUUUCGGGGUCGGUCUGCGGGGCUGCAGGCGGAGCGUGGCCGCAAAAAUGAAGCGGGAGGUGGGCAGAGUGCUCCGCUCCCGCACGCUGGAGGACAACAACUACACGGAGCCUAUGGAGGAGGAGGAAGAGGAGGACGACUGCUUCUCCAUCAGCUUCGCCCGGAGUGAGCGCCUGGAGCCCGCCGUGGUGGUCGCCCCCCGGUACAGCCUGCUCCGGGAGGUCGGCCGGGGCAGCUACGGGGUGGUGUACGAAGCCAUAGCCCGCAAAACAGGGGCCAGGGUGGCGGUGAAGAGGCUCCAGUGCGACGCCCCUGAAAAUGUAGAGCUGGCCCUGGCCGAGUUCUGGGCCCUGACGAGCCUGGAGAACCGGCACCAGAACGUGGUCCAGCUGGAGGAGUGCGUCCUGCAGAGGAAAGGGAUGGCCCAGAAGAUGAGCCACGGGAACCUGAGAUCCAAACAGUACCUGCGACUGGUGGAGACCUCACUCAAAGGGGAGCGCAUCCUGGGCCACCCGGCCGAGCCCUGCUAUCUCUGGUUCGUCAUGGAGUUCUGCGAGGGCGGGGACCUCAACCAGUACAUCUUGUCCCGCCGGCCCGACCCCCACACCAACAGGAGCUUCAUGCGGCAGCUGACGAGCGCCGUGGCCUUCCUGCACAAAAACAACAUUGUCCACCGCGACCUGAAACCAGACAACAUCCUCAUCUCGCAGAAAUCUGGCUCGCCUGUUCUCAAGGUCGCCGACUUCGGACUCAGUAAAGUUUGCGCUGGCAUGAACUCCAAGAACAUGGAGGAGACCCCCGCGGGAGGAGCGGGGGGCAAAGAGAGCAACCAGAACAACAUUGUCAACAUAAACAAGUUCUGGUUGUCGUCGGCUUGUGGAUCGGACUUCUACAUGGCGCCCGAGGUGUGGGAGGGCCACUACACGGCCAAGGCCGACAUCUUUGCGCUGGGCAUCAUCAUCUGGGCGAUGAUUGAGCGGAUCACCUUCAUCGACGCGGAGUCCAAGCGGGAGCUUCUGGGCACCUACAUCCGGCAGGGCACUGAGAUCGUACCUGUCGGGGAGGCGCUGCUGGAGAACCCAAAGAUGGUUCUGCACAUCCCGCAGAAGGCCCGGAGCUCCAUGUCUGAGGGGGUGAAGAAACUCCUCCAGGACAUGCUCGCAGUCAACCCUCAGGACCGGCCGGACGCCUUCCAGCUGGAAGUGCGGAUGGACCAAGUCACGUGUGCAGCGUGAUGGCACCCCACAUCCCCCCCAGACCGCCCCCCACCCCCCCGCCCCUUUGUUUAACCCAACCAGUCAAAGAAGGGACCCUUCACCUUCCCAGCUUUGUUUACGACGUGGAUGUGGACUCAGACGUGCACUCGGACGAUGGACAAAAAAAGGGACUCUGACAAAAAAUGUACUGUGAAGAAGCCACAAUCAUAAUCUGAGCAGGAUGUGAUGAUGAUUCCAAAACUCUGGGACUGGAUCUGUAUGCAAACUUGACGUCAGCGCCGUGCAGAGACUGGUGUCUCUGAGAGCUGACUGGAUGUGAAACCAGGUUCAAAACAUUUGUUGUUGUUUUUUACAUUUGUUGAUUUAUUUGUUCCGGGCUUCCCCAUCACAGGCCUGCUCUUCUCUUAAUGAUGGAGUGAAACUCUGCCAGGGCACAGGUGGUCACAGCAUGGUCAAUAUGACAUUUAUCACAGCUUCUUUUGUCCCCUAUCUCCCCCCAUACAACCUCGUGCCUUAAAGAUGAUUCACUAAAGUGCGAUUGGAUCUUGAAAGUGAAAAAAUUUUGUGGGAAAGAAACUUUGUUCAUGAGGCUGAAACCACGUUUGACUCGUGCACAAUUCUGUCCGCAGAAAUUUACAUUUCACAAAUGGAAUCUGUCGAUUUCAAAGAUGUCAGAAAACCUGCAAUAAUGUAAAGUAAGAAUGUGGAAAUUGAGUCCUUCUCCUUCAAAAACCUACAAAACUGAGUUGAAAAAGACGAUUUCAUCAGUGUUGCUUAUGUUCAGAAGGUUUGAGAAGAUAUUUCACCUGUGCCGCUCUGUGAAAGCAGACGCAGAAGAAAAUGUGAAUGUUUAAAGUUAAAACCAUCAGAUUGAGCCCAUGUAAGAAGUAGCAGGCCUGUUGAAACUCCAUACAACACCAUGUUUUUGUAACCAAACAUCGUCCAGCAGGGAAUUCAAACUGGUUUCAUUGGUCAGGAGUUCAACCCAAAGAGAACCUGCUGGACUAAUUAUCUGUUUUUUAUCAUCACUGCAUCAGUUGGUGGGUUUUUGGUAACUUUAUAUUGAAUGUUUUUUAUAUAUUGAGGAUGUUGAGUGUGGCAUUUACAGGAUUCUCGAGGUCAUGUAAUGGUCUGAAAACAAGAUAUCGAGUCAGUGGUUUAACUUGCAAACGUGUCAUUAAGAGAUAUUGAGCCGUGGGGUUUUAACAGCCUGACACCUCAGCAGUAUUGGGCCCUCUGUGGCUGAAUCUUUCUGGUAUUUUUUUUUUUAAGGGACUUUCAGAGCACAUUUGAAGGUUUGUCAUCUGGAAAUAAUCCCCAAAAGCUCCAUGGGUUAUCCAUCCUGACUGCCCCUUCCUUCCGCCACUCCUUCAGUGCUUUAUUGAAGUCGCUUUGAGCGCUUUGCAGAGGCACGAGACGCAUUAGACAACACACCCAGGCUCUCACUGCUCUGAUCAUAGACUGUUUAUAAGAGAUGGACGUCACUUUGUUGAUAGCUUCCAUUUUUAAGCCUCCAUUUUUUUGCAUUUGAGCAUCUCCAUCUUGUUUUUUUUUUAAGCCUGAAGUGACCACAGGAGUUUGUUUUAAAUUGUAAUCUGGGCUAAUUAAAAGGCAAGGUAAUCACCUAUUUAACAGGCCAAAUUAACAAGCUAGGUUUGGCUAGCACAGCCAACAGUGAGCGCUAACAUUUACAGAAAUUACAACUCCAAUUAGCUAAUGCUUUAGCUAGCUCUGUUUGCAGGAUGCUUCCAUAACUCACAGUGACUGUGAGAAAGGCUCUAAAAACAAGGUUGUCAAACUUUUUGAGACUUGGUAACCACAAUCUUCAGCGAGACAAAGAGAGAGAGAGCACGGUAUAGAUUGCACAAAUACGUUAGCAACAAUAAGGAAAGUACUUGUGCAGUGUUCAGUAAGAGUGUCAAAAUUUCCAAUACUCAAUAAAAAGUACCAAAGCUUAAAAAAUGUCUUAAGACAGUAGCAUAGGAGAGGAAUGAAGCCAUCAAUAUUUGCAAGAGAACUUCUGCAGACGAUCUAAAUUGCAGAAAAACAUUAGCAGUGUUUCAGUACCUGCAAUUCUUGGUAAUAAAAAAGCACAAAAUUACCAAACAUUUGAUGCCUUUGAUUCCUGUUGAUCGUUUUAUUUUAACUGCUAUCAUCUCGAAGUUUAAAGACAUGAUACGAUGUGACAGCCCUACUCAAAAAUCAGUCUUUCAAAAUCUGAGAUACUUUGAAGCUUCGUUGAGAGAAAGGGAACGGGCACCUACUAAAUGGUAUGAAUACGAACAUUUCGUAUGAUUUAGACGUGUGCACGAGUUUGUAUGCACUUUUUGUCGAUCGAAAACACAAAUUACGCAACAUUUGGUUGUCUAGGACUUAAUUUUUGUAUUGCUGUGACAUCAAUAGCAGGUCAUUCGAUUUUUACUAGCAUCUUAUCAGAGUUUUAAAUUCUGCUACCAUGACAACCCGACACUAACAUAUUCUUACCAAAGGUGGGUGGCACCUUAGUGUUCCCUGCUUUAUCACAUAUUUUCCUCUAAACGGAACCAGUAUUCCCCAAAACGAACAACCCAGCUUUCAAACACAGCUCUUGGCUUCACUUUGCAAACAGAAAUGGUACGUCCAUUUUCUUAUUUACAGUCUGUGUUGUGUUGAUGAAAAGUGAUCGCUACGUAUCGUCUGAUUCGAGGCGAGUCAGUACUUGAAACAACUUUUAUUAACCGGGAAAACAAAAAGAACAAAAUGCAAAAGUUCAAAUCUACAAACAGAGUGAUGACGGCAUGCAGUGGGAAGAUUAAAAAAAAAGUGGGAAUAUUAUUAAAGGUUUUUUUUUUUUACCAGACUCUCCUGCAUAGUUUCAUAGCACUGUGUGGCGUUCAGGUUCAGUUUUAAUGACUCCACGGUAGCAGUAGUAAACUUUGAGGCGUUUUGUUUUGUGGUCCUACCUCAUUCUCAGCACUCUGAAAUAUCUAAUCUACCUUUACAGUUCUCAUUAGCCGCAUAGUUUCAGCUUCUGAUAUUUUUUUUUACCUCAGAUUAAACCUCCUCAGUCUUGAAACAACCUCUGACUUACUUCUGUGUGGUGUUUUGUUUUCUUUUAAAGCUUACCGUGUGUUUGUUAGCGUUCAACAACUAUAGCUCCCAUAAAGUGUCUGAAGGAAACCUUAACAGCUCUGCACAUUUAGUACUUAACAACGCAAACUGUGUCACUUACCUACGUCUUGUUUUCUUCACAUUAAUGUUGUUCAACGUGAAAGAAAGUAAGAUUCACAAAACGACAAUUUCUGUGCUUGUUUGCAUUCUAUGCCGAUGACACUCAUGUGAGCCGUAGUUGUUGAAUGCUAACCCAAAUGCUAACGCUGUUAUUAAAACAUGAAGGUUUUCAGUUUUGGGAUGAGAUUUUUCUAGUGUAAAUCUGUGAUUUACUCUUUGGGAUAAGUGACCUGCUCAGCAGAGUUCAAUGACACUCGUGUGGUGAAGUGUUAAAACGUUAGCAUGGUUGAAGACUGUAAAUGGCAUUGCUGUGGUUGAUAGUGCAUAUGCUAACUGAGGAUCUUGAUACUUUACCUUGUUAUCUGCUAACCUGCUGUCACCGUGUCGUUCUGUUUCAGUUAUCUCUCUUCUUCAGACUAGUAACAAACCCACUUGAAAUCACUUUACACUAUGCAAAAUGUGUCACUGCCUCACUGUAAACACCGUACAGAGCCACACCGUUCUCGAAUAAAUUGUGUUUAAUAUCUUUGUUCUUUUUAGUGCAUAUUUCCAAUGUGUUCAUAAAUAAUGUGUAAAAUAAUGACGCUGACAGGAGCCAUUAGAUGUUUGAGAAAGCAUCGUGUGUUUUUUUUGCUGUAAAUAUGUUUGACAAUUUUUCUUGGAAUAAAAUGAUCGAAAAUA